UCGUUCCUUUUAAGGUUCGGGCGCGAGGGUUGUCUGUAACUGUAACCGUCAGGAUCACGCAAAGUUGCCAAUCGACCCACACCACCCAACGAGCCUAUAAAGCCUCGAUUCACCAGCUUCUUCCUCCUCCACCAUCAUCUCUCCAUCUUCCUCUCAGAUCUUUGUCUCUCUCGCAUUUUCUUGCAGAGAUCUUGUGGUUCAACAUUCUUUAGCUGGCUCUCAUGGGAAGUGUUAUUGAUGUUGCAAUUGAGGAGGGAAGCUUGACAGAUAAGAAGCCCACAGUUGUUUUUGUUUUGGGUGGACCAGGCAGUGGAAAGGGUACGCAAUGUGCCAAUAUUGUUCAGCACUUUGGCUUCACACAUCUCAGUGCUGGUGACCUUCUCCGAGCAGAAAUCAAAUCUGGUUCUGAAAAUGGAACUAUGAUCCAGGAUAUGAUUAAGGAGGGAAAGAUUGUGCCUUCAGAAGUGACAAUCAAGCUCCUGGAGAAAGCAAUACUGGAAAAUGGAAAUGACAAGUUCCUUAUUGAUGGUUUCCCUCGGAAUGAGGAAAAUCGUGCCGCAUUUGAAGCUGUUACUAAAAUUGAGCCAGAAUUCGUGUUGUUUUUUGAUUGUUCUGAGGAAGAGAUGGAAAGGCGCUUGUUGAACAGGAAUCAGGGAAGAGAAGAUGACAACAUCGAAACAAUAAGGAAAAGGUUUAAGGUGUUCUUGGAGUCUAGCCUCCCAGUUAUCGAGUAUUACAAUUCCAAGGGAAAAGUCAGAAAGAUUGAUGCUGGAAAGCCUGUCGAAGAGGUCUUUGAGGCCAUUAAAACAAUUUUCACCUCAAACUCUGAGAAGGCUACUGUCUAGAGCAUCCAUAUAUGUUCUGUCAUCAGCUUUGGAUAUCCUGUGGUGAUGACGCUGUUGUAGCUGCCUAUUGUUACUUCAUUUUGGAGGAUUUUCUUGUACCUAUUUUAACAGUAGAAAUUAUUAUACAAGUACGUAAUGGGAGAGAGGCUCUGUAUUCUUAUGCUGACUGCAUUUAAAAAGGUUAUUAACCUGAAAAUAAAGUUUUUCUACA
Molecule: messenger RNA, 1056 nt
Organism: Syzygium oleosum
Lineage: Eukaryota; Viridiplantae; Streptophyta; Magnoliopsida; Myrtales; Myrtaceae
Product: UMP-CMP kinase 3-like
Exons: 10
Coding region: 222-845 (207 amino acids)
Biological process (GO): UDP biosynthetic process; 'de novo' pyrimidine nucleobase biosynthetic process; CDP biosynthetic process
Cellular component (GO): nucleus; cytoplasm
Molecular function (GO): ATP binding; UMP kinase activity
Source: RefSeq, a predicted model, not a curated record